This is a messenger RNA of Chrysochloris asiatica (Cape golden mole), 942 nucleotides long. Its product is annotated as olfactory receptor 5M8-like. Gene Ontology annotation, cellular component: membrane. The record is from RefSeq and is a predicted model, not a curated record. Gene Ontology annotation, molecular function: G protein-coupled receptor activity; olfactory receptor activity; odorant binding. The transcript has a single exon. NCBI's taxonomy places the organism in Eukaryota, Metazoa, Chordata, Mammalia, Afrosoricida, Chrysochloridae. Gene Ontology annotation, biological process: sensory perception of smell; G protein-coupled receptor signaling pathway. The coding region runs from base 4 to 942 and encodes 312 amino acids.
AUUAUGAGAAGAAACUUCACUUCAGUGAGUGAGUUCAUUCUCCUGGGACUGACCAAUCGUCUGGAAUUACAGAUUCUUUUCUUCAUGUUGUUCCUGGCAGUUUACAUGGUCACGGUGGUAGGGAAUCUGGGCAUGAUUUUAUUGAUCCAGCUCAAUGCCCAGCUCCACACACCCAUGUACUUUUUCCUGAGCCACUUAUCCUUUGUGGAUCUCUGCUUUUCCUCCAACGUGACUCCAAAGAUGCUGGAGAUUUUCCUGUCAGAGAAGAAAACCAUUUCCUAUUCUGCUUGUCUGGUACAGUGUUACUUCUUUAUUGCCUUGGUACAUGUGGAGAUCUACAUUCUGGCUGUGAUGGCCUUUGACCGAUACAUGGCCAUCUGCAACCCUCUACUUUAUGGCAGUCAAAUGUCCAAGAAUGUCUGUAGGUCUCUCAUCACUGUGCCUUACAUGUAUGGAGCACUCACUGGUCUGAUGGAGACCAUGUGGACCUACAACCUAGCCUUCUGUGGCCCCAAUGAGAUUAACCACUUCUACUGUGCUGACCCUCCACUGAUUAAGCUGGCUUGCUCUAAUACCUACAACAAAGAAACAUCGAUGUUUGUUGUGGCUGGGUGCAACUUGUCUUUUUCCCUUCUCAUUAUCCUUAUAUCCUAUCUUUAUAUUUUUCCUGCUAUCCUGAGGAUCCGCACGACAGGGGGCAGACGCAAAGCUUUUUCUACCUGUGGAUCUCAUAUGACCGCUGUCACCAUAUUCUAUGCAACUCUUUUUUUCAUGUAUCUCAGGCCACCAUCAAAGGAAUCAGUGGAACAGGGUAAAGUGGUGGCCGUAUUUUAUACCACUAUUAUUCCCAUGUUGAACCCCAUGAUUUAUAGCCUCAGGAAUAAAGAUGUGAAAGAAGCAUUAAACAAAGAGCUGUUGAGAAAUAAAAAACUGGUUUCUUAA